AAAAAAAAAAAAACACAACUCUUCCUUCCCUGGUACAGAGGAUUUGAAUUCCUCUCUCACUCCGCCUUUAGUUCUCUCCUACUCUCAGUUUCGAAUCAGCGACGGCUGGUAGUUCUGUGUUGACACCGUCGUCUGCGGCUUCGUAUGCACCGCCUGGGUCAUCGAGAUGUCAAAGAUGACAAGAAAAGUGCCGCAGCAGAUUCUUCUUCCUCUUCCUCUUCAUCGAUAACGAUAACGAUUGGGUCACUGGACAUGCUCGUCAGGAUUUGGUACCAAGAAUAAAGAAAAGCCCAAUCUACAUAUGAUACUUGCAACUACUGCAUGUACUUCCAUGGACAUUUCCUCAAACACCACCAACGUCUCCUUCAACUACUUCAAGCAUGCACAACCAUUCCAUCUGUCCGAAGAACAAAACCUCUCCAUGGGCUUACCAUCACAAUGGGGUCUAUACCAAACCAACCCAUUUUUCCCUACAACAACAUCAUCUCUCAGUAUGUGUCAGUCGGGAAACUAUCAGUUGCACGUAAGAUAUUUGAAAAAAUGCCUCAACGAAAUGUAGUCUCGUAUAAUACUAUAAUUAGUGCUUAUAGUAGAUCUGGGGAUGUAGAGGAAGCUUGGAAUAUGCUUUCUGAGAUGAGGGAUUGUGGAUUCAGGCCAACCCAGUUCACAUUGGGUGGGUUAUUCUCAUGUGAGGCAUUGGAUCUUUGUCGCAGUGUUCAGUUGCAGGCAUUGGUGAUAAAGAAUGGACUAUUUGUUGCCGAUGCUUUUGUAGGGACAACUUUAUUGGGUUUAUUUGGGAGGCAUGGUUGUGUGGAAGAAGCAGUUCUUGCAUUUAAAGAUAUGCCUUGGAAGAGCUUGGUGACAUGGAAUUCAAUGUUGUCUUUGUUUGGACGUCAUGGGUUUGUUGAGGAUUGCAUGUCUUUGUUCUGUGAACUCAUGAAGGUGGAGACUGCUUUGUCUGCAAGUUCUUUUGUGGGUGUUUUGUCUGUAUUUUCGUGCAAACAAGAUUUGGAAUUUGGGGAACAAAUACAUGGUUUAGUGAUUAAAAAUGGAUUUGAUUGUGAAGUUUCUGUUGUGAACUCUCUUAUCAAUAUGUAUGCGAAAUGCACUUGCAUAUGCUUGGCAGAGAAAAUCUUUGAGAUGGUGCCCAUUCAUGAUGUUGUAUCAUGGAAUACAAUCAUUGCUGCAGUGGCAAAAGAUGAGAGACCUGGAAAAGCAAUGGAGCUCUUUCUGGAAAUGUGUGUAAGUGGAGUUUCACCUAGCCAAGCCACAUUUGUAAGUGUUAUUAACUCUUGUACAAAUUUGGGGAUUUUAGUAUUUGGAGAUUUCAUCCAUGCUAAAACAAUAAAGAACGCUUUUGAAUCUGAUGUUUGUGUAGGUAGUGCAUUGGUUGACUUUUAUGCUAAAUGUGAUAAAUUGGAAGAUGCCCAUUGUUGUUUUGAUGAGAUUUAUGAGAAGAAUGUGGUCUCUUGGAAUGCGCUGAUUUUGGGUUACUCGAAUAAAUGCUCUUCCACUUCUAUAUUUUUACUGCGAGAAAUGUUGCGAUUGGGUUACCGACCUAACGAGUUCUCAUUUUCUGGUGUUCUUAGGUCAUCAUUGGCUUUUGAAUUACAGCAGCUUCAUGGCUUAACUAUAAGAAUGGGCUACCUGAAUAAUGAGUAUGUAUCAAGCUGUCUUGUUACGUCAUAUGCCAAAAGCGGUCUCAUAGUUGAUGCCGUGAUCUUUGUCACUGCUUCUAACAAUCCACUCCCUGUUGUCCCCUCUAAUAUCAUUGCAGGAAUUUAUAACAGGUCUGGCCAAUACAAUGAAACACUAAAGUUGCUUUCUCUCCUCGAAGAACCGGACAUUGUAUCUUGGAACAUUGUGCUUGCAGCUUGUGCUCGUAACAAUUAUCACAAAGAGGUUUUUGAGCUUUUCAAACAAAUGCACAUGGUUCACAUCCAUCCAGAUAAUUACACAUUUGUUAGCCUUUUGAGUGCGUGUGCUAAACUUUGCAACCUUGCUUUAGGAAGUUCUGUUCACAGUGUUAUGAUAAAGACAGAUUUCAAUUGCUGCGACACAUUUGUUUGCAAUGUUUUAAUUGAUAUGUAUGGGAAAUGUGGGUCUCUUGAAAGUUCAGUGAAAAUCUUUGAUAAAAUGACAAGUAGAAAUAUCAUCACAUGGACAGCUAUGAUAUCUGCUCUUGGACUUCACGGUUAUGCUCAUGAGGCAUUAGGAAGGUUCAGAGAAAUGGAGUUGUGGGGGUUUAAGCCUGAUAGGAUGGCUCUCAUUGCAGUUCUUACGGCAUGCAGACAUGGUGGGUUAGUGAGAGAAGGGAUGGAGUUGUUUGAGCGAAUGAGAAGAAGUUAUGGGGUUGAACCUGAAAUGGAUCAUUACCAUUGUGUGGUGGAUUUGCUCGCUAAGUAUGGACAUAGUAGGGAAGCAGAGAAAAUGAUUGCCAGCAUGCCUUUUCCACCAGAUGCCAUUAUAUGGCGUAGUUUCCUUGCAGGUUGUAUGAGACAAGGAACUGCAAAGGAUCAACCCGUGGGACAUAAAAAAUUUGGAUGAACCCAAUAGAUACAUUUCCUUGUAGAUUAAUCAAUGCCACUGCAUAUAUCGUGCAGGUCCCUUCAGUUUCCACCUCUGCUGUCUGGACUAAGGUCCUUAAUUCGCCAGUAAAACACAAUAAGGUAAGAGGCCAGCCCUCCCUCAGAUUGCAAGUCACACCAGGGUUCUAAUUGAUGUCAUGGGUAUUUUGAUGAGGCAGUCCAACAUCACAUCAGCUGUCACAUUUUAUUCCUCCCUGUGGGUUAGAUGUGUGCUUGCUGUGGAUAAUUGGAGCCAUUCUUCAUUUGAGUUUCAUCAUUCAACAAUUCUCUCAAAGGCUUGAGUAUCCUUGAUUGUUCCAGAGAAGUAAUCACACAUUUGUCUUUAAUCAAGCAUGAGAGGUGCUUAGAUGCAUUUCAAUAAUUUGUUCAAAAGAAGUUUUGAGAAAGAUAGUUUUGCUUGUGACAUAUCAUUAUUACAAAAGAAAAUUUGAGACUAUGAAAGAAGAGGCAAAACUCUAUCAGUAUCUUCCUUGAUAAGCAUUCAGACAUCUAAAUUAUCGGGCCAUGCGGUUUGUAAUGUGAGGAAGUCAACAAUGCAUUUGAUGUCUCAUUUGUUGGAGAUAGCAAAUAAUCAAUAGAUUGAAAUUUCGCCUUGAGUAUGAUUUUUCUCUGAAGAAGAUCCGUGAGAACUUAUAAUUUGUGCUUUUUAUUUCUGAACUUCUACACUUGAGGAUUUAUUACUUGUAUUUCCGUCUUGUGUGAUUUGGUUGCUCAUUCCAUUAACUACGUUUGUUUUGAA
Quercus robur (English oak) is the source of this 3327-nucleotide messenger RNA. Its product is annotated as pentatricopeptide repeat-containing protein At3g58590. Lineage: Eukaryota; Viridiplantae; Streptophyta; Magnoliopsida; Fagales; Fagaceae. Gene Ontology annotation, biological process: RNA modification. Gene Ontology annotation, molecular function: protein binding; RNA binding. The transcript has 2 exons. The coding region runs from base 322 to 2547 and encodes 741 amino acids. The record is from RefSeq and is a predicted model, not a curated record.